AUGUUUGGCCUAAAGAGUUCGGGGGGGAGUUAUGAGAAGAUGGCGAGCGAUUACUACCUGGAUCUGGAGAACCCUUUCCUCGCUCAGGUGACUAAACAGAUCCAUGAGCACGAGCAGGAGAGCGAGCUCCGCGAACAGAUGUCGGGCUACAAGCGCAUGAGGCGGCAGCACCAGAAGCAGCUCAUCGCGCUGGAGAACAAGCUGAAGGCCGAGAUGGACGAGCACCGACUCAAACUGCAGAAGGAGGUGGAGACGCAGGCCAACAACGCCUACAUCGAGCUGGAGAAGCUGGCCAAGCGCCACGCCGGCCACUCUGAGAAGGAGAUAAAGACAACAGUGACGGAUGAGAAGAAGUUCCAGCAGCAGAUCGUUGCUCAACAGAAGAAAGAACUGACCACUUUUCUGGAUAAUCAAAAGAGACAUUACAAGCUCUGCAAGGAGAAGAUCAAAGAGGAGAUGAGCGAGGACCACAGCACACCCAAAAAGGAGAAGCAGGAGCGAUUGUCGAAGCACAAGGAGAAUCUUCAGCAUUCCCAGGCAGAGGAGGAGGCCCACCUCCUGGGCCAGCAGAGGGUCUUCUACGAGCGCAACUGCCGCGCAUUCAAGAGGAGAGUCACGGUGAAGAGGCACGAUUCAGAACAAGAGCAGAUCAGAGAGGAGCUGAACAAGAAGAAAGCACAGAAGGAGAUGGAACACGCCAUGCUGAUCCGUCACGACGAGUCCACGCAGGAGCUGGAGCAGAGGCAGCUCCGCACGCUGCAGAAGCUGCGCAUGGACCUGAUCCGGCUCCAGCACCAGACCGAGCUGGAGAACCAGAUCGAGUACAACAACCGCCGUGAGAGAGAGCUGCACCGCAAACACGUGCUGGAGCUCCGGCAACAGCCCAAAAACCUCAAGGCUUUGGAGCUGCAGAUCAAGAAGCAGUUCCAGGACACGUGUAAAGUCCAGACGAAGCAGUACAAGGCUCUCCGCCACCACCAGAUGGAGGUGACGCCCAAAUCCGAGCACAAGACAGUUCUGAAGGCCCUGAAGGACGAGCAGACGCGCAAACUGGCCAUCCUGGCGGAACAGUAUGAGCAGAGCAUCAAUGAGAUGAUGGCCUCUCAGGCGCUGCGUCUGGACGAGGCCCAGGAAGCAGAGUGCCAGGCGCUCCGGCAGCAGCUGCAGCAGGAGAUGGAGCUGCUGAACGCCUACCAGAGCAAGAUCAAGAUGCAGACCGAGGCCCAGCACGAGCGCGAGCAGCACAAGCACGAGCAGAAGGUGUCGCUGCGGCGGGCUCACCUGGAACAAAAGAUUGAAGAGGAGCUGGUUUCCCUUCAGAAGGAGCGGACCGAUCGUAUCAAACACUUGCUGGAGCGUCAGGAGCGUGAGACUGACAGCUUCGACAUGGAGAGCAUGCGGCUGGGCUUCUGUAACCUGGGGGCCCUGGACUUUCCAAAGGAUGAGUACAGAUGA
This is a messenger RNA of Knipowitschia caucasica, 1455 nucleotides long. The record is from the annotation of a GenBank genome assembly. Lineage: Eukaryota; Metazoa; Chordata; Actinopteri; Gobiiformes; Gobiidae.